Messenger RNA from Phialemonium atrogriseum, 1100 nucleotides. RefSeq lists its product as uncharacterized. Bases 202 to 966 code for a protein of 254 amino acids. NCBI's taxonomy places the organism in Eukaryota, Fungi, Ascomycota, Sordariomycetes, Cephalothecales, Cephalothecaceae. The record is from RefSeq and is a predicted model, not a curated record. The transcript has 3 exons.
UUUUGGGGGGGCGUUUCCAUUUUGUUUGUUUAAUCUUGGGUCAUAUCUCUGCUUCCCUCAUGGUGUCAAAUGUCGUCGGCUGUGGGCCUUCAACUCGUUUUCCCUCACGACCUGUGAUGUCAACUAUAAGGCGUUUUUUGGGGGAGUUUGAUCCGUCCGUUUCCUGGUCCUUUACUUUAUCCCACAUGAACGACAGACGUCAUGAAAUACAGUAACGAACCGUCCUGUUUUAACGAUUAUGAUUGCUUUUCCUCAUCUUGGAUCAGAGUCCUCACCGAGGUGGGUUGGGGUCUUCGCAGAGAUCUGGCGGGCGUGGCAGCCGGGUGGGCGGUGGUAGUGCCAGUGAGCAGGAGAAGGUGUCUUGCUGCGAGCGCGGGAAAGAGGCGGGAGGCCAGGAAGUUGAUGGAAGGGAGAAUCUCCCUAUGUCAGUUCGGACGUCAUCAAGCUGUCCCGCGCAGUCCAAUGGGUCCCUGGGUGGCAACAGCAAGGCUCUGGGAACAGUUAAUUUAUCGGCGUGCCAUUGGUCGAAAAAUUAACUUUCUUCACUCUUCGUUCCACGAAACCUUCCUGCUUGGCUGGUUCCUGUCAAAGAGCUGUUUUAAUCCAAGGGCUUCGUGGCCUUUGUCAGACCGUGACUGCCUGCCGACUGCUCACCGAGAAAGUUGCCUCUCCCCCGUUCGUUGCCUACCUAGGAGGCGCGGUUUCGGGCAAUCCUUGUUUCCAAGAGGGGGGGGUUCCAGGGGAGGGAGAAAGGGAGGUAGUUGUUGGCUUCCGUGGCGAAGAUGUCUAAGUCAUGGCACAAGAUCAAGCAACGGUCCAACUUUGGCAAGGGGCAACGGAAUGCUCGUCAUGGGACCAAUGUCCAAAGGCACCUUUCCUUUUGGGUCAGCACCGGACUCUAUACGUCCUAGCCAGAUCCCGCCAGGUAGCUGGCGUCGGGAUUGUCGAAUAGAAAGACUCUUUUAGCUUUCUGUUUGCUACGAUGCCUGAUCUAGAACUCUACGUGAUCGGGAGGGUGGGUGUCUGGGGACUCUCUUACUUACAUCACAUCUGUUCUCGCGAAGUAUAUCGGGCCAGGCGCCUGUAAUGCAACGCAAACU